AUGGAGAAAACUACUGAAGCAAUUUCUCUUACCAUAAAUUCUUCAGAAAAGCCUGAGACAAUAUGUAUUUUUGGAACUGGAGAUUUUGGAAGAUCCCUGGGUUUAAAAAUGCUCCGGUGUGGCUACUCUAUUAUUUUUGGAAGCCGAAACCCCCAAGAUUGCAAUCUGCUACCCACUGGUACAGAGAUCUUGAGUUAUUAUGAAGCAGCUCAGAAAUCUGACAUCAUUGUUAUAGCAAUCCACAGGGAGCAUUAUGAUUUUCUCACAGAACUAACUGAGGUUCUCAAUGGGAAAAUACUGGUUGAUGUCAGCAACAAUGUCAAAAGCAAUCAAUAUGCGGAAUCUAAUGCAGAGUACCUUGCUCGCUUGGUGCCAGGAGCCCACGUGGUUAAAGCUUUUAACACCAUCUCAGCCUGGGCUCUCCAGACAGGAGCACUGGAUGCAAGUCGUCAGGUCUUUGUCUGUGGAAAUGACAGUAAAGCAAAGCAAAGAGUGAUAGCUAUUGUUCCUACUCUUGGACUUACUCCAUUGGUUCAAGGAUCCCUCAAGGCUUCCAAAGAAAUUGAAGACUAUCCCCUACAAUUAUUUCCAAUGUGGAAGUUCCCUCUCUAUUUGUCAGCUGCUCUAUUUAUCUUCUUAUUUUUUUAUGGUGUCAUAAGAGAUGUUAUCUACUUUUAUGUUUCUAAAGAGAAAGAUAACACAGUAGCUUGGUUUUUUCCAUACCACAGUCAUAUCUGUCCAGAAAUAGCACUCAUCCUUCGCUUGGUUUACCUGCCUGGUAAUAUUGGCAAGCCAUUUUGCAAGCUGUACCAAGGUACAAAAUAUCACCGUUUCCCAAAUGGCUUGGACCAUUGGUUGCUAUGUAGAAAACAACUUGGCUUGCUCAUCGCUGGGUCGGCUCCCUUCAUGUUCCUCUUCGUAUUUUCAACUUCUCUUCGGUUAUACUUCACUAUGGCAUUUUAAAAAAACAUUACCAUUACUCAGGUAACAACUCAAGAAAGAAAAUUUGUUUUUAGUACACAUAGAGCCUGGUUUAGUGAUUCAUGUUUGACUUGGGGAUGCUUGGAUUUGUUCCUGUUUUGUCUCCUGGGAAUUACUUCCUUGCCAUCAGUUAGCAACCUGGUCAAAUGGAGAGAGUUCAGAUUUGUCCAGUCUAAACUAGGUUAUCUGACCCUGAUAUUGUGCACAGCCCACACCAUAGGAUAUGGCUGGAGGGAAUUCGUCAGUUCUAAGUUUCUUAGAUGGUAUCUUCCUUCAAGCUUCCUGAUGACACUCAUCAUUUCUUGCACUGUUAUUGUCAUCAAGUGUAUCCUGAUCCUGCCCUGCAUAGACAGGACCCUCAUCCGGAUCCGUCAGGGAUGGGAAAGAAACUCCAAAUCCUCAGAGUCAUCAUUGAAUAGAAAAACAAAAUUUUAA
Suncus etruscus (white-toothed pygmy shrew) is the source of this 1416-nucleotide messenger RNA. RefSeq names its product STEAP4 metalloreductase (gene STEAP4). Gene Ontology annotation, molecular function: ferric-chelate reductase (NADPH) activity; cupric reductase (NADH) activity. Gene Ontology annotation, biological process: copper ion import. Gene Ontology annotation, cellular component: plasma membrane; endosome. The record is from RefSeq and is a predicted model, not a curated record. NCBI's taxonomy places the organism in Eukaryota, Metazoa, Chordata, Mammalia, Eulipotyphla, Soricidae.